GGCGGGCCUCGGGAAGGGCCCCGGAGCCUUGCCGCACCUGCCGGCCGGGACAAAGGCGCGCCACUGCCCGGAAAUUCCCCGCGCCCCUCUUUCCCGCUCGUCGCCAGGCAGCUUCAAAGCUGUCAACGUUUCCCUUAGUCCCCGGUACGAGUGACAGGUCGGGAAAGUCCUUCAUUUUCUCCGCCUUUCAGGGCCUUCUUUUUUUUGUUGUGUCUUGACUGUUCGACACAAACUCUUCUAAUGACUUUUCUUGUCGUAUAAUUGUUCAAAACCGUGUACUUUUAUUAGUGGGACUUAUUUUUAUAGUAAGGCCAGAUAUUUGAGCUUCUCAUCUGCAACACCAGAAAGAAUCGAGGUUUUGUAAACUAUUUGCUGGUUUUAAAAUAUUUUUUCAUCUCAGAGUUUUCAUUACUUUCUGAAAGGGAAGCAUAGUCUUUUAUUAUAAAAAAUAACAUUGGCUUUACAAAUGAGGAAUAAUACAUACUAGAGUGGAUGUAGAAAUUCUCAACUAUAAAAGCAUAUGUUGGGGCAAAACAUUUUAAUCCAGACUCCACAAAAAAAGUUUCUAGAUAUUUUUUUUUAUUUAGUUGUAAUCUUUUUCUGAAAUAUGAUUUGGAAGUAAAUUGGACAGAGGAGUAUAAUUUUUGCUUUAGGAAUUGUUUACACAUCGACCAUAUUUUGAAUUUAAGAGAAAAUGGAAGAUUGGAAAGUAUCUUUUUAAGAAGUGUUUUAGAACUUCUUAAAACAGUUACAAAUAUGUGUGGGUGAAUGGAAGGGCCUUCACCACUUUGUUUGGCUUUAGGAGUAUACCACAAAUAAGAAUACUUUACCAAAGUCUGCAAGGUAAACAAAUUGUAGUUUGUUUAUACAAUAGCUGUGAUCAAGCCAUCAAAUAUCACAAAGAAGAAUGUUGACUUUGAAGAAUCUAUUCUAAGUUAAAACACAGGCUACAAAAUAAUUUAUAUGGUUUGUUAACACUUUUUUUUUUUAAAGGUUACUAAGUCAUAGAUAAAUACAAAAAGCUCUGAAUGCCAAUAGAAGGGUGGUUUUUCUCUGAGUAGAAGAAUUGAAGGUGUUUUGGGUUUUUACCUGAGUAUUUUGUUUUUCAAGAUUUUGUUUUAGGCAUGUAUUACAGUCCUAAAUAUCACUAGAAGCACAGAAGAAUACUGAGAGUCUUAUAAACUAUCAAAUAUACUUUUUGAUUAUACUGAGUUAAUAUUUUCCCAGGUGUACAUUAUAGUCUUUACUGCCCACUAUAAAUUAUCAUUGGUAGUAAAACUUUUGGACUUGUAACUUAAACAAGGCCAUCUUAAAACCUGGAAUUAACUUCAGAAUCUCUUUCUUUCCUGUUCAUGAAAAAAGAAUUUCUGAAGGAAUGCUUACAGACCUUUUGAAACUAUUCAAAUAAACUUUAAUUUUAAAGGUCCUGCUUAAGCUCCACUUUAAAUACUUUUAUUAAAAAGGUACAUUGAGCGUCCAGCCUGUACCCAAUGCUAUUCUCCAGGACAGGAUUACAAAAAUAAAGGAGACCCUGCUCUUGUGCCUGCAGACUCCGUAAUCCUAGAGUUAAGCUUUGAAGUGUCAAGGUGAUUUCAUGUAUAUAUGGUCUUAAUAAUUCAUAUAUGUACAUAUAUAUAUACACACACAUAUAUAUUUUACUGUUCUCACAUUAGGAGUGAAGAAACAGAUCUGAAAGGUUGUGACUCAGGCAAUAUCAAACAUAAUUAGAGGUGGAAGAUCUGAGACACCUAAUCUUUCAGCAUAGGUCCUGUUACUUUUUCCACCUUAGAACAUUGCCUUUGUUACCAAACUUCCAAAUUACUCUUUGGAUUAAAAGAAGUUUUUAAAUUAUCUUUCAGUUGCCAUUUUCGUAUCUUACCAAAUAAUGAUUCAAGGAUUUUUGGAUAUUGCAUUAUCUAAACUACAUACAUUGGUAAUUACUUUUUUUUUUUUUUUUUUGGUCAUUUGAUCUCAAUGGAUAAUUUAUAAAAGUAAUUGUGAACUAUCAAAAUAGUUGAAGACUAAAUUCAUGUGAUGUCUUUCCAAUACAGAUAGGACUUUCAGGAAAAAUUUGUCUUUCUCUGAAUUUUGGGACAGUGGGGCAUUUUUCUAGAUUCUGCUCACAUGAGCCAUUCUGGGUUUGUUCCAGCUUACCAACACUUGGUGUCACAUGUGAGCCUCCCACAUGUGUUCACUCUCCAUUCCAGCUCUGUGAUUGAACUCUGCUCUUAUUGACUAGGGGGCAGUUGGGCAGACAUGCUUCAUUCCUGGAAUUGACAGUCGUUCCAUAAGAAGUUGGAUUCCAUGGGUUCCAAGAGACGAAGAGCUACUUCCCCUUCCAGCAGUGUCAGCGGGGACUUUGAUGACGGGCAUCAUUCUGUGUCUACACCAGGCCCAAGCAGGAAAAGGAGGAGACUUUCUAAUCUUCCAACUGUAGAUCCUAUUGCUGUUUGCCAUGAACUCUACAACACCAUCCGAGACUAUAAGGAUGAUCAGGGCAGACUCCUCUGUGAGCUCUUCAUUAGGGCACCAAAGCGAAGAAAUCAACCAGACUAUUAUGAAGUGGUUUCUCAACCCAUUGACUUGAUGAAAAUCCAACAGAAACUAAAAAUGGAAGAGUAUGAUGAUGUUAAUCUGCUGACUGCUGACUUCCAACUGCUUUUUAACAACGCAAAGGCCUAUUAUAAGCCGGAUUCUCCUGAAUAUAAAGCUGCUUGCAAACUCUGGGAUUUGUAUCUUCGAACAAGAAAUGAGUUUGUUCAGAAAGGAGAAGCAGAUGAUGAAGAUGAUGAUGAAGAUGGACAAGACAAUCAAGGCGCAGUGACUGAAGGAUCUUCUCCAAGUUACCUUAAAGAGAUCCUGGAACAGCUUCUUGAAGCCAUUGUUGUAGCCACAAAUCCAUCAGGACGGCUCAUUAGUGAACUUUUUCAGAAACUGCCUUCUAAAGUGCAAUAUCCAGACUAUUAUGCAAUAAUUAAGGAGCCUAUAGAUCUCAAGACCAUUGCACAGAGGAUACAGAAUGGAAGCUACAAAAGUAUUCAUGCAAUGGCCAAAGAUAUAGAUCUCCUAGCAAAAAAUGCCAAAACUUAUAAUGAGCCUGGUUCUCAAGUAUUCAAGGAUGCAAAUUCAAUUAAAAAAAUAUUUUAUAUGAAAAAGGCAGAAAUUGAACAUCAUGAAAUGGCUAAGUCAAGUCUUCGAAUGAGGACUCCAUCAAAUUUGUCAGCGACCAGGCUGACAGGCCCUUCGCACAGUAAAGGCAGCCUUGGUGAAGAGAGAAAUACCACUAGCAAGUAUUAUCGUAAUAAAAGAGCAGUCCAAGGGGGCCGUUUGUCAGCAAUUACCAUGGCACUUCAGUAUGGCUCAGAAAGUGAAGAGGAUGCUGCAUUAGCUGCUGCACGUUAUGAAGAAGGAGAGUCAGAAGCUGAGAGCAUCACUUCCUUCAUGGAUGUUUCAAAUCCCUUUUAUCAGCUGUAUGACACAGUUAGGAGCUGUCGGAAUAACCAAGGGCAACUAAUAGCUGAACCUUUUUUCCAUUUGCCUUCAAAGAAGAAAUAUCCUGAUUAUUACCAGCAAAUUAAAAUGCCCAUAUCACUACAACAGAUUAGAACAAAAUUAAAGAACCAAGAAUAUGAAACUUUAGAUCAUUUGGAGUGUGAUCUGAAUUUAAUGUUUGAAAAUGCCAAGCGCUAUAAUGUUCCCAAUUCAGCCAUCUAUAAACGAGUUCUAAAAUUGCAGCAAGUCAUGCAGGCAAAGAAGAAAGAGCUUGCCAGAAGAGAUGACAUAGAGGAUGGAGACAGCAUGAUCUCUUCAGCCACCUCUGAUACUGGUAGUGCCAAAAGAAAAAGGAACACUCAUGACAGUGAGAUGUUGGGUCUCAGGAGGCUAUCCAGUAAAAAGAACAUAAGAAAACAGCGAAUGAAAAUCUUAUUCAAUGUUGUUCUUGAAGCUCGAGAGCCAGGUUCAGGCAGAAGACUUUGUGAUCUAUUUAUGGUUAAACCGUCCAAGAAGGACUAUCCUGAUUAUUAUAAAAUCAUCUUAGAGCCAAUGGAUUUGAAAAUAAUUGAGCAUAAUAUCCGCAAUGACAAAUAUGCAGGUGAAGAGGGAAUGAUAGAAGACAUGAAGCUGAUGUUCAGGAAUGCGAGGCACUACAAUGAAGAGGGCUCCCAGGUAUACAAUGAUGCCCAUAUCCUGGAGAAGUUACUCAAGGAUAAAAGGAAAGAGCUGGGGCCGCUGCCUGAUGAUGAUGACAUCACAUCUCCCAAACUCAAACUGAGUAGAAAGAGUGGUGUUUCUCCUAAAAAAUCAAAAUACAUGACUCCAAUGCAGCAGAAACUAAAUGAAGUCUAUGAAGCUGUAAAGAACUAUACUGAUAAAAGAGGUCGCCGCCUCAGUGCCAUAUUUCUGAGGCUUCCUUCCAGAUCUGAGUUGCCUGACUACUAUCUGACCAUUAAAAAGCCCAUGGACAUGGAAAAAAUUCGAAGUCAUAUGAUGGCCAACAAGUACCAAGAUAUAGACUCUAUGGUUGAGGACUUCGUCAUGAUGUUUAAUAAUGCCUGUACAUACAAUGAGCCUGAGUCUUUGAUCUAUAAAGAUGCCCUUGUCCUACAUAAAGUCCUGCUUGAAACUCGGAGAGACCUGGAGGGAGAUGAGGAUUCUCAUGUCCCAAAUGUGACCUUGCUGAUUCAAGAGCUUAUCCAUAAUCUUUUUGUGUCGGUCAUGAGUCAUCAGGAUGAUGAGGGACGAUGCUACAGUGAUUCCUUAGCAGAAAUUCCUGGUGUGGAUCCCACUUUUCCUAACAAACCUCCCCUUACUUUUGACAUUAUUAGGAAGAAUGUUGAAAAUAAUCGCUACCGGCGGCUUGAUUUAUUUCAAGAGCAUAUGUUUGAAGUAUUGGAAAGGGCAAGAAGGAUGAAUCGGACAGAUUCCGAAAUAUAUGAGGAUGCAGUAGAACUUCAGCAGUUUUUUAUUAGAAUUCGUGAUGAACUCUGCAAAAAUGGAGAGAUCCUUCUUUCUCCAGCACUCAGCUAUACCACAAAGCAUUUGCAUAAUGAUGUGGAGAAAGAAAAAAAGGAAAAAUUACCAAAAGAAAUAGAGGAAGAUAAACUAAAACGAGAAGAAGAAAAAAGAGAAGCUGAAAAGAGUGAAGAUUCGUCAGGUGCUACUGGCCUGUCAGGCUUACAUCGCACAUACAGCCAGGACUGCAGCUUUAAGAACAGCAUGUACCAUGUUGGAGAUUAUGUCUAUGUGGAACCUGCAGAAGCCAACCUACAACCACAUAUAGUCUGUAUUGAGAGACUGUGGGAAGAUUCAGCUGGUGAAAAAUGGUUGUAUGGCUGUUGGUUUUAUCGGCCAAAUGAAACAUUCCAUCUGGCUACGCGAAAAUUUCUAGAAAAAGAAGUUUUUAAGAGUGACUAUUACAAUAAAGUUCCUGUUAGUAAAAUUCUAGGCAAAUGUGUGGUCAUGUUUGUCAAGGAAUACUUUAAAUUAUGCCCAGAAAGCUUUCGAGAUGAGGAUGUUUUUGUCUGUGAAUCACGGUAUUCUGCUAAAACCAAAUCUUUUAAGAAAAUUAAAUUGUGGACUAUGCCCAUCAGUUCAGUUAGAUUUGUCCCUCGAGAUGUACCUCUGCCUGUGGUUCGAGUUGCCUCUGUAUUUGCAAAUGCAGAUAAAGGGGAUGAUGAGAAGAAUACAGAUAACUCAGAGGACAGUCGAGUUGAAGAUAAUUUUAACUUGGAAAAGGAAAAAGAAGAUGUCCCUGUGGAAAUGUCCAACGGUGAACCAGGUUGCCACUACUUUGAGCAGCUUCGUUACAAUGACAUGUGGCUGAAGGUUGGCGACUGUGUCUUCAUCAAGUCCCAUGGUCUGGUGCGCCCCCGCGUGGGCAGAAUUGAAAAAGUGUGGGUCCGAGAUGGAGCUGCAUAUUUUUAUGGCCCCAUUUUCAUUCACCCAGAAGAAACAGAGCAUGAGCCCACAAAAAUGUUCUACAAAAAAGAAGUGUUUCUGAGUAAUCUGGAAGAAACCUGUCCCAUGACAUGUAUUCUGGGAAAGUGUGCUGUGUUGUCAUUCAAGGACUUCCUCUCCUGCAGGCCAACUGAAAUACCAGAAAAUGACAUUCUGCUUUGUGAGAGUCGCUACAAUGAGAGUGACAAGCAGAUGAAGAAAUUCAAGGGACUGAAGAGGUUUUCGCUCUCUGCUAAAGUGGUAGAUGAUGAAAUUUACUACUUCAGAAAACCAAUUGUUCCUCAGAAAGAGCCCUCACCUUUGUUGGAAAAGAAGAUCCAAUUGCUAGAAGCUAAAUUUGCUGAGUUAGAAGGUGGAGAUGAGGAUGUUGAAGAGAUGGGAGAAGAAGAUAGUGAGGUCAUUGAACCUCCUUCUCUACCUCAGCUUCAGACUCCCCUGUCCAGUGAACUGGACCUCAUGCCCUACACACCCCCACAGUCUACCCCAAAGUCUGCCAAAGGCAGUGCAAAGAAGGAAGGCUCCAAACGGAAAAUCAACAUGAGUGGCUACAUCCUGUUCAGCAGUGAGAUGAGAGCUGUGAUUAAGGCCCAGCACCCAGACUACUCUUUUGGGGAGCUCAGCCGACUGGUGGGGACAGAGUGGAGAAACCUUGAGACAGCCAAGAAAGCAGAAUAUGAAGAGCGGGCAGCUAAAGUUGCUGAGCAGCAGGAGAGAGAGCGAGCAGCACAGCAACAACAGCCGAGUGCUUCUCCCCGAGCAGGCACCCCUGUGGGGGCUCUCAUGGGGGUGGUGCCACCACCAACACCAAUGGGGAUGCUCAAUCAGCAGUUGACACCUGUUGCAGGCAUGAUGGGUGGCUAUCCGCCAGGCCUUCCACCUUUGCAGGGCCCAGUUGAUGGCCUUGUUAGCAUGGGCAGCAUGCAGCCACUUCACCCUGGGGGGCCUCCACCCCACCAUCUUCCGCCAGGUGUGCCCGGCCUCCCGGGCAUCCCACCACCGGGUGUGAUGAACCAAGGAGUGGCCCCUAUGGUAGGGACUCCAGCACCAGGUGGAAGUCCAUAUGGACAACAGGUGGGAGUUUUGGGGCCUCCAGGACAGCAGGCACCACCUCCAUAUCCUGGCCCACAUCCAACUGGACCUCCUGUUAUACAGCAGCCAACAACACCCAUGUUUGUGGCUCCCCCACCGAAGACCCAGCGACUUCUUCACUCCGAGGCCUACCUGAAAUACAUUGAAGGACUCAGUGCUGAGUCCAAUAGCAUUAGCAAAUGGGACCAAACUCUAGCAGCUCGAAGACGUGAUGUCCAUUUGUCAAAAGAACAGGAGAGCCGCCUCCCCUCUCACUGGCUCAAAAGUAAAGGGGCCCACACCACCAUGGCAGAUGCCCUCUGGCGUCUACGGGAUUUGAUGCUUCGAGACACCCUCAACAUUCGCCAAGCGUACAACCUAGAAAACGUUUAGUAACAUCAUUAUGUUUUGUUUUUUGUUUUUCUUUUUAUAGAAGCAUAAAGAGUUGUGGAACAGUAGCCAUUUUAGUUACUGGGGGUGGGGGGAAGGAACAAAGGAUGAUGAUUUUUAUUGCAUUUUACUGUACAUCACAAGGCCAUUUUUAUAUAAGGACACUUUUAAUAAGCUAUUUCAAUUUGGUUUUGUUAUAUUAAGUUGACUUUAUCAAAUACACAAAGAUUUUUUGGCAUAUGUUUCCUUUGUUUAAAACCAGUUUCAUAAUUGGUUAUAUAUGUAGACUUGGAGUUUUAUCUUUUUACUUGUUGCGAUGGGACUGAAACCAUCCAAGGUUUUGUCUUGGCUUGGGGUUUUGGGGGGUUUUUGUUUUGUUUCGUUUGGGGUUUUUUGUUUUGUUUUUUUACAAAAGAAAAAAAUGAAAAAAAAAAAACACAAGAGUUUACAGAUUAGUUUAAGUUGACAAUGAAAUGUGAAGUUGGUCCUAGUUUACAUCUUAGAGAGGGUAGCGUGUUUGUAUAUGUUUCAUGUGCCUGAAUAUCUUAAGCCACUUUCCCAAAAAGCUGUUUCUUACAGGUAAAGUGAAGUGCUUUCUUUGAAAGGUUGUUUAGAUUAUGGGUGUUUGAGAGACAUGGCACAUUUGCUCUGUUAACUCAGAGGCUCACUAUAGAAAUCUGUGGUCAAUGUUGUGUGUCCACCCACAGCCUGUGUGCCUCCCAAAUUCCUGGAGGGAAUGCAGUUUUUCUUGUGCCGAGUUAGACAUCUAUGGUGUCAAGUGGUUUUGCAGAACAUGUUCAUAGCCCUGAAUUAUAUCUAGUCUUGGCAGGUAAGUUUAAGGGUACUUUUGAUCUGUUUCUAAUGAAUUCACAACUUAUGCCUAUAUAUGUUAGAUGAGUUUGAAAUUUCAAAUCUAUUACAUUGAAAACUUCAAAGUUCAUCUUGAGGAAAGCAUAGAGGUAUGCAUGGAGGUGAUUUAUUUUUACGCAUAACACUUAACAUAAGGAAGGAAGUGUGUAAUUGGAUCUGAGCUGUGUCAUGAGCAUAAUUGUGACAUACGGUAGAUUACCUGCACUUGCAAAUGUUUCAUAGUCAUUAUUUCUUUAUUAUCAGUUGUGGCAUUUUUUUUUUUCUUCUAAGUUUCAGGGUUGUAAUUCUCAAUCAGAAAUUUAUUUCUUCCUAAAAUAUGUUUUUCAAUUUAGCUUGUGCUUUUGAAUUAUAGGAGAAGGGAAUCAUAAUUUAAGAAAAAUGCUCACUAAAGAGACCAUUAUGGAUCCCAAACACUUGGGUUUGGUGACCUUGUCUUUCUUAUAUGGCCCUAGAAUAAACAUUUGGAGGCAGCAUAUGCUGCUUAGAUGGUAGGAAACUGCAAACAUGGAACAUUACUUCACUUGGUGGUGUGUUUCUGAAACCUGCUUUAUUGUAACAGGAUGGUUGCAUUGUCAAGGUGAAGCUUCCACACUGCUGUUUGUAAGUUGAGAGAGUGACUUGCAGAGGGUACUUUUUUCCUUUUAAUCUGCUCUGAAUCAAUACCCAGAUGUUUAAUUACCAUACUUAAUAAAUCAUGAGGGCAAAAGAGUAUAGAAUGGAAAAAAGUCUGUUGUAUCUAGAUAAUUACAAGGAGGCCCUUGUAAUUUAAUUGCCAUUAGUCAACCACUGGAUCUCAGUUUGCAUCAAGUAUUUUAAGUAAUUUUGAAUUUUAAAAAAUGUAUUGCAGUAGUAUUUCAGUACCUUAUUGUUAAACUAAAUCAGAUAAAGAAAUCUCCAAUUCCUGGUUAUUUCGACCAUUGAAUCAUCAUGGACUGUGUAAUGCAAUCAGAUUCUUUUCUUUUUAGACAUCCUUGAAUUACACCAAAGAACCUGAAACUUAAUUUUGGUUAAAUUAUUUAUUUAUUUCAUACAUUCAUUUUAUUUCCCUUUUUAAGGUCUGGAUGAGACUUUUUGGGGGAACUUCUAAAAACUCUUCACUGUGGGCCACAGGGGCACUUAGAAGCAGAGCGCUCCUCCUCCAGGCUCCUUCCCAGUACCUUAGGAGCUCCUUAAGGCAGUGCAGAGCCAGCCCAGGGUGCCAAUAGGCAGGCCCUAAUUAAGUUUAAAAAUAAAAUAAACUAUUUAUUUUAGAAUCAUGUCUUUCUAUGUACUAACUUGGAGAAUAUCAGUUAAUAUUUAGAAUAUAAGAUUUGAGGUGAACCAUCUUCCAGAAAAGAAAAAUAAAAAAGUCCUGACAUAAGAAAGUACAGGUAAACAGUACAUCUUUUCUCCCAUGAGUUUUAGGAACUGUAGUAAUGUGGCUUAGAAAGCAUAAUGACCUAAAUGUUUUUAAAAUGUAAGUUCCUGUGGAGAAGAACUUUGUUCAUUUGGAGGGAGGGGCCUAUAGAUUUAAAAUAGAAUGUUUGUCAGCUGAUUUAAAAGGCCUUUAAUUGAUUUGUUUUUUAACUCACCCUCCUCUUCCGAUGAGGAAGAAUUGAGGGGAGGACAGUUACUUGUGUAAAAUCCCCAAAUUGAUGGUAUUAACUUCUCAGCUUGAACCUUUCCAGACCUGAUUAAAAUUUGGUUUAUUCUAAUUUCUGUAUCAUAUCAUCAUCUGAGGUUUAAGUGGUUACUAGUCUUAUAACAUGUAUGUAUCAUAUGUUUGUUCAUUUAAAGCUUUUUAAUCCAAAUAAAAAUGGAGUUUGCAAAGUGA
This is a messenger RNA of Marmota monax (woodchuck), 10099 nucleotides long. RefSeq names its product polybromo 1 (gene Pbrm1). Gene Ontology annotation, cellular component: RSC-type complex. Lineage: Eukaryota; Metazoa; Chordata; Mammalia; Rodentia; Sciuridae. Gene Ontology annotation, biological process: chromatin remodeling. Gene Ontology annotation, molecular function: protein binding; chromatin binding. The transcript has 32 exons. The coding region runs from base 2305 to 7419 and encodes 1704 amino acids. The record is from RefSeq and is a predicted model, not a curated record.